AGCCGCUGUCGGCCAUUAUUGCUACAGUUGUCGUGCCGUACACAUUGUGCGCAAUUGUCGACAUCACUACUACUCAUUUUUUUCUAGCAACGCUUUUUUUACUACAAACGCGUCGGCACGCACAUUUAAUACAUUUUCACGUCAAUAUACACUCGAAACAUCAGAAUGACUGAAGACUACUUUUGGGGAGUUACCUUGGAUAAGACAAAGGGUACUGAAGUGUGGGAUCCUGAUGUAAAACCAGAUGCCAAUGAUAGUUCUCACGUUUUCCGAGGAGAACAUACUUUGCUUGUCAAACAGGCUGUUCUGGGACCAGAAGUACCGGACGGUGAAGUUAAUGUAAUCGAAGUUGAAGCAAUGGGUUACAAAUCAGAUAUUAAGUUCCCUGUUGUUGUAUUGAAAGGAGGUACCGGCCAUAGUCAAUGUGUACUUGACCUUUUGUUCCCAGACCCUCCAGUCACAUUUAAACUUGUAAAAGGCAAUGGUCCUAUCCAUCUAUUGGGAAAUCACUCAGUUGGUAUAGCUGGUGAAGGAAUGGCUGAUGAAGAGGAUGAUGAUGAAAUCGAUGAGGAAUUCGAAGAAGAGGAAGAAGAAGUUAUUGAAGAAGAAAAAAAUAGUGUAGACGAAAAGAAACGUAAAAUAGCAGCUAAUUCAAAUUCAAAGGGCGGUAAAGCAGCUAAGAGGCCUAAAAUUGAAAAUGAAAGUAAUUAAACACAAACAUCUGGCUUUAAUGUUCCUGGAUGUGCAAAUUCCAAAUGAAACAAGAGACACUGUCCUCUGGUGUUAAUUUAUUUAACAAAUAAGAUUUUUUAAUUUCAAAUUGUUUUUUUUUUUUUUUUAGUCUGACCUUCUAUAUGUAAUAGUUAGACGUUUUAACUUAUGAUAAGAAUCCUGUUAUCUACAUAUAGAAACAUCCAGAAUAUUGAAAUUACUAAAAUUAUAUAUUCAUAAUAUCUGAUGUAAUUUUUUUUUAUUAUUAUUUAAGCCCUCCACUUAUACAAUAUAAAUACAAUGUCUUGUUUUAAAUUCAAAUUUUUUACCACA
Rhopalosiphum maidis (corn leaf aphid) is the source of this 1044-nucleotide messenger RNA. Its product is annotated as nucleoplasmin-like protein. NCBI's taxonomy places the organism in Eukaryota, Metazoa, Arthropoda, Insecta, Hemiptera, Aphididae. Gene Ontology annotation, biological process: chromatin remodeling. The coding region runs from base 166 to 711 and encodes 181 amino acids. Gene Ontology annotation, cellular component: cytoplasm; nucleoplasm; nucleolus. The transcript is spliced from 6 exons. The record is from RefSeq and is a predicted model, not a curated record. Gene Ontology annotation, molecular function: histone binding; chromatin binding; RNA binding.